GGAGGAAAUAGCUAUUUUCAGAUCAUCGAAGACGAAGCUUCGAGAUUUAAGUGGUGCUUUCUCCUGAAGGAGACGAGUGAUGCAAACCAGCACACUAUGGAUCUACUGCUUAAAUUGGAAAAGGAGCAUGUGAUUAAUAUUUUCUCGAGUAACAAAGGAGGUGAGUUUCUCAACAACGCGCUGAAGGCCUUCUUGGCUUCGCGCGGUAUUGACUUUUUGACUACC
Phytophthora sojae is the source of this 225-nucleotide messenger RNA. RefSeq lists its product as hypothetical. The record is from RefSeq and is a predicted model, not a curated record. The transcript has a single exon. NCBI's taxonomy places the organism in Eukaryota, Oomycota, Peronosporomycetes, Peronosporales, Peronosporaceae. The annotation marks the transcript as partial. Gene Ontology annotation, molecular function: nucleic acid binding.